Molecule: messenger RNA, 1758 nt
Organism: Anolis sagrei ordinatus
Lineage: Eukaryota; Metazoa; Chordata; Lepidosauria; Squamata; Anolidae
Source: RefSeq, a predicted model, not a curated record
AUGAAAGCCUUCGACAAUACUAAUGUCCUUAAUUCGCCAACUCUAUUUGCCCACCACAGCCCUGCAGGUAGAGAAAUAUUUCGCAGCAACCUGUCUGCAAAUGCUGACACGUUUUCCUCCCUUUUAUGUCAGGACCCGAAGACUAGUUUGACAGCGCCAGUAACAGCAACUCGUCGAGCCUCACAGGCGGUAAAUGUACCGCUUACAGCUCGACGCGAACCGGCCCACGAGGAACUGCAGGAGCUCUCCGUAUCCACUGUCUACAGCUUGCUGGCCGCACUGAUGCAAUGCUUGAGCAUGGCCUGCCUGUGUGUGGCCAUCUCCUUGCUCAAGUGGGUUAUAGUGCUCCAGGAAUACGGCCACAAGCCACGGGUUUUCGUGUCCAACCUUUUUGGCGUGCCCUACGAGUUGGUCGUGUAUCCAAUGCCAGGCAGCAACCAAACAUCUGGAGCAAAACUGUAUUUCUUUGAGGAUGACGAGGAAGACAGCGUGGUGCCUGUGAUGAUCACCCUCUGCAUCCUGGGCCUGUUUUUCGGCUUUAUGGCGUUCCUCAUGGAUUUUGUGAAAAUAAAGCACUUCGGCGAGCACCAAAUGUCCAUCACCUGCUUCCUCCACAUUUUUUCAGGCAUAUUUAUCGUCACCCUCAUCACCCUCUGUUGUUGGUGUUUCAUGAAGAUCAAAGGGCGCGUCAGCGAAGAAGGAUGGCUAAUUUUGAAAUUAAGAGUUGUCCUCGGAGAGAGUUUAUACAUCGUCUUAAUGUGUUUAGCUCUGAUUAUCUUAGCCGUCAUUUUCAGCGUGCGGUCAUUGAACAGCGUGCAAUGAGGUGACCGCUACAAGAAGAGCCGCCUCUCCAACGAAACUAUUGAAACACAAACACCCAAUGCAACACAGAAAUGUCCUGAGUUCAAGUACAACAUUCCUGCUUUCAUUCGCCAUGGCUUAUGACGGGGUCGGCACAUUUAAGGCGUUGGACUGCAGUUCCCAUUGGCCUGGACAAGACUAGCUAAUGCUGGGUCAAAAAGGUCACAUUUUGCCCAGUCUAAUUAAUGGAAACAGAGACAAAUACGGUUUCCUUCUGUCCCUUGCACCUUGUAUAGAAAACCUGGUUUGUUUAAGAUGGAUUUCCCAAUUGUAUUGCUUAGUAUUUAAGUACCAAGAUGGCAAACCAAACUGGACUUCUUAUUUCACGUUGCAAAAAGGGAUUGUGGUUUCAACCCCAAAGGAUUUCCACACCAAACCUUGGGCCCAAAGGAGAAAGGAAGAGCAAGAAACAUGGGAAUUGUUUACAUAUUGGUCCUAAGCCGUUUUACGCUUUUAAUAAACCAUGGCUUAUGAAGCAAGAAAUGUUAUAUCUGAACCAGCUUUUGUCAGGUCUCCAAAUCAAUCUAGACAAGAAAUGGGUAAAAAAAAGGAAGAUAUUAUAUUUAGUCCAGUCCUAAGAUGUUUAAUUCCAAAGUUCCAGUUAUAUUUAUAUGUAAUACAUUAGAUACAGAUAUUGUCCACAUUCUGGAAGGAACAAAUAUAAUAGUGUUAGCAUCUACCAUUGCAGUAUCCUUCCAUUUAUUUGCUCUUUGACAUUUGUCAAAUAUCUAAAUAAUCGAGUUGUCUCCUUCCUUCUAAAGCUGUAUUGUACACACAAAUGUGGGUUCUUGCUUAAAUAACGCAGAGAUGUACAUAGACCGGUAUCUCAUUUUCUUGUUAUGACAUGAGGGCACCAUUGCCUUACUUAAUUCUUUCUGUUAAACUAUUAAAAGUUGG